AUGAAGGUCUAUAUCCUCUUGGGUGCUUUGCAUUGGGCGCUGGUCACUCGUGCGGCAUAUGACAGAAACCGAGGUGGUGCUGUUCUGAAAGCGCCAGCUGAUGAUGCUUUCAGAACAGUAAGUGGUACAUUCACCGUACCAGCCAACUUGACGGGAGAUAAUCGCCUCUCCAUAUGGGUCGGAAUUGGCGACAGUUUGACACAAACAUAUGUAGUUGGCGGCGGUGUGUCGUUCAACAAAACGGUAUCGACGUGGUCAGCUUUCUUCCCAGGCGCCCCCACAGACGCCACUGCAGAAGUUCCGGCCGCCAUCGGAGACAACAUGACUAUCACGAUUAAUGUCGACGCAGGAGCAGCCGGUUUGGUCACCAUAGAGAACCUGACGCAAAACAAAAAGACCACGCAGACGGCGUCUGCACCGCCCAGCGCUGCGCCAACCGCUUUGACGGCUCUUGUAGCAGACUGGUGGGUUCAGGCAUACCAAGUCGUGCCCGGCGAGCUCGUCAAGGUGCCCGAAUUCGGCACGGUGUCGUUCACGGGCAUAUCUGCUAUCACACAAAAGGGCAUUACUGUUCCUUUCUCCGGGGCAGGUGCAUAUGAGAUCCAAGGCACUAGUGGCGAGAUGUGGUCGAACACUACCAUCUCGAGCAGUGGUAUCUUGGUGCGAAGGCGCAAUGGACCCGGUUGCGAUGCCAGCGAUCCUUGCGGGAACCAAUGAUGGUGGAACGAGACGAAGUGUGCAUGGAGGGGUGAAUGUUCUGGCAUAGAGCUUAUCGAUGACAUCAACGCCAAAAAUGAAUGAAACGCAGUAGAAUGACGCCCAAAGCUGGUUGUAAUCGUAGCAAUGCCUGCGGUGUCGGUCCCAUGCGUAGAGCAGCGUGGUG
Messenger RNA from Paraphaeosphaeria sporulosa, 883 nucleotides. RefSeq names its product concanavalin A-like lectin/glucanase. The coding region runs from base 1 to 717 and encodes 238 amino acids. The transcript has 3 exons. Gene Ontology annotation, biological process: proteolysis. Gene Ontology annotation, molecular function: glutamic-type endopeptidase activity. The record is from RefSeq and is a predicted model, not a curated record. NCBI's taxonomy places the organism in Eukaryota, Fungi, Ascomycota, Dothideomycetes, Pleosporales, Didymosphaeriaceae.